This is a messenger RNA of Solanum verrucosum, 1206 nucleotides long. RefSeq names its product photosystem II CP47 reaction center protein-like. Gene Ontology annotation, cellular component: membrane; photosystem II. Gene Ontology annotation, biological process: photosynthesis; photosynthetic electron transport in photosystem II; photosynthesis, light reaction. Gene Ontology annotation, molecular function: chlorophyll binding. The transcript has a single exon. The record is from RefSeq and is a predicted model, not a curated record. Lineage: Eukaryota; Viridiplantae; Streptophyta; Magnoliopsida; Solanales; Solanaceae.
CCCAGUCGGUUGAUUUCUGUUCAUAUAAUGCAUACAACUCUGGUUGUUGGUUGGGCCAGUUCAAUGGCUCUGUACGAAUUAGCGAUUUUUGAUCUUUUUGAUCUUGUUCUUGAUCCAAUGUGGAGACAAGGUAUGUUCAUUAUACCCUUCAUGACUCGUUUAGGAAUAACCAAUUCAUGGGGUGGUUGGAGUAUCACAGGGGGGACUAUAACGAAUCCAGGUAUUUGGAGUUACGAAGGUGUAGCGGGAGCACAUAUUGUGUUUUCUGGCUUAUGCUUUUUGGCUGCUAUCUGGCAUUGGGUGUAUUGGGAUCUAGAAAUAUUUUGUGAUGAACGUACAGGAAAACCCUCUUUGGAUUUGCCAAAGAUUUUUGGAAUUCAUUUAUUUCUCUCAGGGGUGGCUUGCUUUGGUUUUGGUGCAUUUCAUGUAAUAGGCUUGUAUGGUCCCGGAAUAUGGGUGUCCGAUCCUUAUGGACUAACGGGAAAAGCACAACCUGUAAAUCCAGCGUGGGGCGUGGAAGGUUUUGAUCCGUUUGUUCCAGAAGGAAUAGCCUCUCAUCAUAUUGCAGCAGGAACAUUGGGCAUAUUUGCGGGCCUAUUCCAUCUUAGCGUCUGUCCUCCACAACGUCUAUACAAAGGAUUGCAUAUGGGAAAUAUUGAAACCGUCCUUUCCAGUAGUAUCGUUGCUGUCUUUUUUGUAGCUUUUGUUGUUGCUGGAACUAUGUGGUAUGGUUCGACAACUACCCCGAUUGAAUUAUGUGGGCCCACUCAUUAUCAAUGGGAUUAGGGUUACUUCCAGCAAGAAAUAUAUUGAAGAGUUAGUGCUGGGCUAGCAGAAAAUCAAAGUUUAUCAGAAGCCUGGUCUAAAAUUCCUGAAAAAUUAGCUUUUUAUGAUUACAUCGACAAUAAUCCAGCAAAAGGAGGAUUAUUCAGAGCAGGUUCAAUGGAUAACGGGGAUGGAAUAGCGGUUGGAUGGUUAGGACACCCUAUCUUUAGAGAUAAGGAAGGGCGUGAACUUUUUGUACGUCGUAUGCCUACUUUUUUUGAAACAUUUUCGAUCGUUUUGGUAGACGGCGAUGGAAUUGUUAGAGCCGAUAUUCCUUUUAGAAGGGCAGAAUCGAAGUAUAGUGUUGAACAAGUAGGUGUAACUGUUGAGUUCUACGGCGGUGAACUCAACGGCGUCAGUUAUAGUGUAUACGCAAACUAG